UCUCGGUUAAGAUUGAAGUCAGAAAUCCUAGAUAAGCAAAUUUUGGUAGAAUCCCCCAUCGGCAAGUCAAUUAUUUUGGACAAAAUCUGUAAAUCUAUUCCCCUUAUGAUAGGCGAUAUUCCUAUAUUAGCUAAUUUAAUAGAAAUGAGUAUGGCGGGAUACGAUGUUAUUCUCGGAAUGGAUUGGCUUACUCGAAAUCAUGCGACGUUGGAUUGUUAUGCGAAGACAGUUACUUUUGCAGCGCCAGGAAGAGAACCAAUUAUGAUUCAGGGGAAGAAGAAGAAUGAGAAGAUCGAGCGUGUUAUGACAUUGAUUGGUAAUGAGAAACAAGAAAAAACAGUGGAUUUGAUUCCAGUUGUGCAGGAAUAUCCUGAAGUUUUUCAAGAUAUACCAGGACUACCACCUCGACGAGAAGUGGAUUUUGGUAUUAAUCUCUUACCAGGAUCGGCACCAAUAUUUAUGUCUCCAUAUCGAAUGACGCCUAUUGAAUUGAAGGAACUGAAGGAGCAGCUGGAAGAUUUGAGAUCAGGUUACCACCAAUUACGUGUUAAAGAAGAGGAUAUCUGUAAAACUGCUUUCAGAACACGUUAUGGUCAUUAUGAAUUCUUGGUCAUGCCGUUCGGGUUGACCAAUGCACCUGCAGUAUUUAUGGACCUGAUGAAUAGGGUAUUCCAGCUUUAUCUGGAUAACUUUAUCAUCGUGUUCAUUGAUGACAUUCUGAUUUACUCGAAGACCAGUGAAGAGCAUGAGCUACAUCUAAGGACGGCGUUGCAGACUCUAAAAGAUAACCAGUUAUAUGCUAAGUUUUCUAAGUGUGAGUUCUGGAAAGAGAGUGUUAAAUUUCUUGGGCAUAUUGUUUCAGAAAAAGGUAUUGCGGUUGACCCUAUGAAGAUCGAAGCUGUAGUGAAGUGGGAACAACCCACAAGUGUGUCAGAAGUUAGAAGCUUUCUUGGGCUCGCUGGGUAUUAUAGAAGGUUUAUUAAGGAUUUUUCGAAGAUUGUCGGACCGUUAACGAGUUUAACUCGAAAAGGAGUGCCCUUUAAGUGGACUGAAAAGUGUGAAGAAGCUUUUGCUGAAUUGAAGCAACUCUUAACCUCGACUCCCAUUCUAACCCUCCCGAAGGAUGGGUUGGUAUUUGAAGUUUACACUGAUGCAUCAACUAAAGGUCUAGGUUGUGUAUUAAUGCAAGGGGGCAAGGUGAUCGCAUAUGCAUCAAGGCAACUUAAACUCCAUGAGCAUAAUUAUCCAACUCAUGACCUAGAGUUGGGUGCUAUUGUAUUUGCAUUGAAGAUUUGGCGGCAUUACUUAUACGGCGAACAGUUCGAGCUUUAUACAGAUCACAAGAGUUUGAGGUAUCUAUUCUCUCAGAAGAACUUGAACAUGAGGCAGAGAAGAUGGAUGGAAUUUCUUAAGGAUUAUGAUUUCUCGUUGUCCUAUCAUCCGGCUAUGGGUACGACUACGGAUUACAGCACAACAUAUCAUCCACAAUCUAAUGGGCAAAUGGAACGUGUGAAUCAAAUAUUAGAAGAUCUGUUACGUGCAUGCGCUCUGGAUUUCAAGGGGAGCUGGGACGACAACAUACAUUAUGCUGAAUUCGCCUACAACAAUAGUUACCAAGCAAGCAUUGGUAUGGUUCCGUACGAAGUCUUGUAUGGACGUCCUUGCCGAGCACCAAACUGUUGGGCCGAGGUAGGUGAGAAAUGUUUAAUUGGGCCAGAUGUUGUUCAAGAAGUUGCUGAAACAGUUGAAAUUAUUCGAAAGCGACUACAAGCUGCUCAGAGUCGUCAAAAGAGCUACGCCGACAAUCGAAGACGAGAUCUAAAGUUCACAGUAGGAGACCACGUGUUUUUGAAGGUUUCUCCCAUGAAGGGAUUGAUGCGAUUUGGUACUAAGGGAAAACUCGCACCACGUUUUAUCGGACCAUUUGAAAUAUUAGAGCGGAUUGGAGCAGUGGCAUAUCGACUUGCAUUACCUCCUCAGUUGGCCAAUGUCCAUAAUGUUUUCCAUGUAUCGAUGCUACGAAAGUACAAGAGGGAUGAUUCUCAUGUGAUUGAAUGGCAAGAUCUCGAUUUACAAGAAAAUACAUCUUACGUGGAGAAACCAGUUCGAAUACUGGAUCGCAAGGAGCACGUGUUACGCACUAAGACGGUGCAUUUAGUCAAGGUUUUAUGGAGUCAUCAUGAAGAAGACGAAGCAUCUUGGGAGCAGGAAAGAGAAAUUCGUGAAAAAUAUCCUCAUAUCUUUGAGCAGUAA
Messenger RNA from Magnolia sinica, 2253 nucleotides. RefSeq lists its product as uncharacterized. The coding region runs from base 106 to 2253 and encodes 715 amino acids. NCBI's taxonomy places the organism in Eukaryota, Viridiplantae, Streptophyta, Magnoliopsida, Magnoliales, Magnoliaceae. The record is from RefSeq and is a predicted model, not a curated record. The transcript is spliced from 3 exons. Gene Ontology annotation, biological process: DNA integration. Gene Ontology annotation, molecular function: nucleic acid binding.